Messenger RNA from Hirundo rustica (Barn swallow), 4981 nucleotides. RefSeq names its product proline rich basic protein 1 (gene PROB1). Gene Ontology annotation, cellular component: nucleoplasm. The transcript is spliced from 2 exons. The record is from RefSeq and is a predicted model, not a curated record. Bases 35 to 4660 code for a protein of 1541 amino acids. NCBI's taxonomy places the organism in Eukaryota, Metazoa, Chordata, Aves, Passeriformes, Hirundinidae.
GCUCCCCGGAGCCCCCGGCCUCCUCCCUGCCACCAUGCCCCGCGGGAAGAGGGAGCCGGUCCCGCUGGCCCCCGCCGAGCUGCCCGGCCCCGAGGGCGAGUGUCCCCGCUCGGGUGGGGAUGACCGGCGGUCGGCGGAGGAAGAAGAGGAGGAGGAGGACGGACGCCUCCCGGGGCUGCCCCGCGACGACCUCACCAAGAGCGUGUCGAGCUCCUCCGUGUCCUCCUACCACUCCGCCCUGUGCUCGGACGGCACGGAGAUCUUCAAGGACUGCCUGGAGUUCCUGGACGAGGAGGGAUCGCCCGGCCGGGCUGCCCCGGGGCGCUGGGCUCCGGCCGGGGCCCCCGGCGUGCCCCCGCCGCCCGGCCCCCUCGCCCGCCCGCAGCGGGCUCAGCUGUCCAGCGCGGCUAAGAAUAGCCCAGCGCCGGGCCAGGGGGGCAGGAUGGGUCCCCCCGGCGGGGACCGGCAGCCCGUGCCGGCCGCGGCCGCUGGCGGGGAGCCGGCCGUGCCCCGGCAGCCCGCGGCGAUGCUCCCCGGGGCUCCCAGCGACUCGGACGAGGUGGACGGCGAGGUGCAGGCGCUGACGGCCAGGGCUUUCCGCAGCCUCUCGGGGCUCCCCGCAGCUCGCCUCGACAUGUGCAGCUCCCACACCUCCUCCAGCCUCUCCAACUCGCUGUCGGAGGACGGCGGGCGGCCGCGGCGGUGGCCGGCGGGCGCCGGGGAGCCCCGGGGAGCGGCGACGGCUCUGCACGGCCGGGCGGGCUGGCCUUUCCCCGGCGGCGUGGACGGGGAGCUGCCGGGCAAGGAGCAGUUCGAGUGCGUGGACGUGGAGGUGGAGAGCGGCGAGGCCAGGAAGGGCCACGGCAAGAAGAGGACCGUGCCCAAGCGCCAGAUCCUGCUGAAGAGGAAGGAGAGGAAGGAGACGGGCUUCGGUCCCCGGGGAAACGGCCCGGCGCCCCAGCCCCCCGCCAGGAAGGAGCCCCCCAGCAAGGGCAGAGCCGUCGGCGAGGACUUCAGACUCGACUACCAGCAGUUCAUGAAGGCGGCGUCCCUGGAAGGCACCGACAGGACCAGGGCGGCCUCGUGCCUGGUGAAAAACGUCCUGGCCAAGAAGAUGCAGUACGAGCAGCGGAUCAAGAUGGAGCAGAAGGGGAUGCGGGGCAGCUCGACCUCCUCGGGGCCGUCCUCCGCCGGCACCGACCUGCUGGGGGAUGGUCUGGAGGGCAAGUCCAGCUCGCUGUCCCGCUCGGACUGCAGCUUCUCGGCCGAGGACCUGCGGGCCGGAGGGAUGCCGGUGGCCGCGGCGGCCGCGGGGAACGCCACCGCCACCGCCCAUCCCACCAAGGGCGUGGUGCUCAGCGAGGCGACGAGGGAGACUGUCUGCAACCUGAGGAAGACGUUCAACGAGCUCAACCAGAGGAUGAAGUACCAGGAGGUGCUGGAGGGCCGCUGGAUGCCCGCGGCCGCAGAGGAGCACACGUCGGAGAGGAUCUGCUACCAGCGAGCCCGCGCCUUGUUCGAAGCCCAGCCUGGGGCGGGGAAGGCGCUGGACGUCGCGCCCCGGUUCGCGAGGGCGCCGAGGCCGUGGCCCAGCCUGAAGGAGCGAGCCAUCGGCCCCAUCCACUCCCAGAGCCUCCCCUUCAAGGCCGAGAGCCGGGCGCUCCCCGCCGCCCCGCCGCGCCGCCCCUUCGCCUCCUCCCUGGCGCAGGAGGCGAGGGCGCUGCCGCAGAGCCAGCCAGAGAAGCCGCCAGCGGUGCCCCGCCGGCCGCCCAGCCCCGGCAUCCCGGCACCCCGGGGCUCCCCGCCGGCCGCGCCCCCCAAGCCAGAAGAGAAGGGGAAGGGGCGCGUCCCGCAGCCCCGGGACGUGCGCAAGCUGGUGAAGAGCAGCUACAGCCUCAAGUUCGGGACUGCCGGCACCGUGGCACCGGCGAGCAGCGGGGAGCCGCCCCCGGCCGCCCCUCUGGUCAUCCACUGCACCUCUGUCCGCCGGGAGCCGGCGCCGGAGCCGGCGGGUGAGGAGGCGCCGGCGGCCCCGGCGUGCGCAGAGGGGCCCGCGAAGCCCCCCGGCAGCCGGGCCGCGCCCUCGCACAGCUCCCCCAUCAACAUCACCAGGGUCCAGGCCACGCGGAGGGGAGCGGCCCCCCCGGAGGAGCCGCCGGCAUCGCCCCCGCGCCGGGAGCGGAGCGAGCUCCGGGUGCCGCCGCGGGCCGUGGCCGAGCGGGUGCCGCACGUGGAGACCCAUCUGCACGUCCUGGUGGGCCGGCCGGCCCCGGCGGCAGCGGAGAGCCCCCCGGCUCAGAGCGGAGCCUUGCUGCGGGCGGAGAAGACCGUUCUCCUGCCUCCGCCACCGACGAGUCCCGCUGCGGGGAAGGAGGUGCGCGGCCUCGGCAGCGCCCGAGCGCUCCGCGCUGCCGAGGGGCCGGAGUCGCUGGGGCAGCGGCACGGCAGCGGUGACGGCCGGGACCCCCGAGCCGGAGCCCCGGGCGGCAGCAGCGCCUGCCCGCGGCCUGAGGAGCCGGCGGAGGGGAUCGCGGCGGAGCCCCGGGCCGGCGAGCAGAGGCAGGAGCGGCCCGGUGGCCGGCGGGUGUCGCCGGGGACAGCAGCGAGGGCCCCCCUGGGCGGCUGCCGGAGCAGAGGGAGGCCUGGGAGCGCUCGCCGCAGUGGCCGCCGGCUGCGGAGCCCUACCCGCCUGCUGCCCCCGCAGACGGCUCCAACUAUUUGGCAAUCCCCGAGAGAGCCCCCAAAUCCACGCCGAUGCCGAAGCUGUCCUCGGUCCCCAACCCAGGCAGCGCAUCCUUUGGGACCCCCCUUUGUCCCCAGUCUGGCCAAUGCCUCUUUUGGGGCUCCCUCAGCCCCCAACCCAGCCAGUGCAUCCUUUGGGACUUCCAUGGUCACCAACGUGACCAGCUCAUCCUUUGGCUUCCCCUCAGCCUCCAGCCUGGCCAGCGCAUCAUUUGGGACCCCCCUGGUUUCCAGCUCCAACAAGUCUUUUGGGGCCGCUCUGGUCCCCAACCUGUGCAGCGCAUCCUUUGGGUCGCCUUUGGUCCCCAAUCCAACCACCGUGACCUUUGGGUCCCCAGUGGUUCCCAAUCUGUCCACUGCAUCCUUUGUGUCCCCACGGGUCCCCAAUCCAUCCAGCGUGACCUUUGGGUCCCCAGUGGUUCCUAAUCCGUCCACUGCAUCCUUUGGGUCGCCUUUGGUCCCCAAUCCAUCCAGUGCAUCCUUUGGGAACUCCUUGGUCCCCAAUCCAUCCAGUGCAUCUUUUGGGUCCCCACUGGUCCCCAAUCUAUCCAGCGUGGCCUUUGAGUCACCUUUGGUCCCCAAUCCACCCAGUGCAUCCUUUGGGAACCCUUUGGUCCCUAAUCCAUCCACUGCAUCUUUUGGGUCGCCUUUGGUCCCCAAUCCAUCCAGUGCAUCCUUUGGGUCCCCACCGGUCCCAAAUCCAUCCAGUGCAUCCUUUGGGAACCCUUUGGUCCCCAAUCCAUCCAGUGCAUCUUUUGGGUCCCCACCGGUCCCAAAUCCAUCCAGUGCAUCCUUUGGGUCCCCACUGGUCCCAAAUCCAUCCAGCGUAACCUUUGGGACCUCAAUGGUCCCCAAUCCAUCCAGUGCAUCCUUUGGGUCCCCACCGGUCCCAAAUCCAUCCAGUGCAUCCUUUGGGUCCCCACCGGUCCCAAAUCCAUCCAGUGCAUCCUUUGGGUCCCCACUGGUCCCAAAUCCAUCCAGCGUAACCUUUGGGACCUCAAUGGUCCACAAUCCAUCCAAUGCAUCCUUUGGGUCCCCACUGGUCCCCAGUCCAUCUAGUGCAUCCUUUGGGAACCCCCUGAUCCCCAGGGCAGGCAGCUCAUCCUUUGGGUCCCCCUUGGUCAGCAACCCAGUCCCCACUUCCCUUGGGCAUCCAUCGGUCUCCAACGUGGCUGGCUCUUUCUUUGGAUCCCCGUUUUUCCCCAGCCCGGCCAGCGCUCCUCUGGGACCUGGUGCCUAUCCCCUUCCUGGUGGGGAAGUGCCCUGGAGCAAGCCCGGCCCUGAGCCCCCCCUGCCCCGACCCCCCGAGGGCCCGGCUGCCGCGGAGCCCCAAGCCCAGCCCCGCCUGGAGGAUGCUCCUCCUUUCCUCAGUAGGACCGAUGGCCCCUCGCCGAGCGGGAGGAGCAGGCAAAGCCCACCCAAGCCCUUCUCCGCCCCGCCGCCCGCCCAGCGGAGGAUGCUCGUGGAUCCCAGCAGCGGGAAGUGCUACUACAUGGAGCCGCCGCGGCAGCCCCAGAUGAAAACGCUCUACGAUCCCGAGACCGGGCAGUACCUGGAGGUGCUGGUCCCGCCGGUGGCAUCGCACACCGGGCUCUACCAGGCACCUUUCAACCCCCUGGUCGUGCCCCCGGGAGUCUACGGCUCACCCUACGCACCGUGCGGCGGCUUCCCGGGGCUCCCGGCCCCGCCGCCCUCCGCCCCCUCGCCGCCGCACCCCUCUCUGCCGGCUGCCGACAACCCCGGGCCCGCCGGCUCUGCUCCCAAGGGCGAGGGGCCGUCCCCUGCCGGGGGCCCCGACUGCGGCUACCUGGAGAGCCUGUACUACAUCCCCACGGGGAUGCGGGCCAGCCCCGGGCCCGAGCAGCCCCCGGCCCGCGCCAGCCCUGCCGCGCCCGAGGGCUCUCUGCUCCGGAUGUGACCCGAGGGAUGUCCCUCCCCACGGCCGGGCUUAGCCAAAGUCGACAUCGCCCCCCGGCUCGGGAGAGGCCCCUGCCCAGCGCUGAGUGGGCAAAGCGCCCGGGGUGGCGGGCACUGGUUGGGCUUCACCGGCUUCUCAUGGAAACGGGGACAAAAGGGGGAUUUUCCUGCGGGAGCACCUGGCAGCCCUAGGGGGACAUGGAGCUGUGGGCCAGCAAAGGGAGACCUGCUUCCCCCUGUCCUGCCAGUACCAUCCCAAGAGUCACCCGGGCUGGUUUGCACAGGGGGGUGAGGGCACCCCACCCCCAGCCACGGCUGCAGC